UUAUAAUUUCUAUUUAAAUUAUAAAGUUUUGUUACAGUUUUUUUGUUAAAAAUGCAUGCAGAAGGUGCGCUAAUUCACAAUAGCCAUGCACAAUAGUCAUUUACAAUAAAUUGACUGAAUCAGUCGCUCAUAUAUCACUAGAUUCUGCAAUGGGUGCCCUUGUAUAUUUUGGUGUAGUAUUUUUGCAAUCUGCAAUCUUGCAAGAGCAAGAGAAUACCCCUAAUAAUUUUCUGAGGAAGCGUUGCCAACUUUCGGAAAAAAAAUUAAAGAGUAAAACAUAAUUUUAAGCAAGAAGUUAAAUUAAAUCUUUCGCGAAGUAUUCAAAAACUUAAAUUUUGAAUAAUUUUUACAAUAAGGUUGCCAUAUUUCUGUUCUAGAAUCUGCAUGUAUUUCGUAGGCUUCUUGGUUUCACAAUUCUGUUUGAGUUCUGCUGUCUUGUCUCAAAAAAUCACUUUCGUUUCUCGAAGUUUUGGCUGGAAAUUUAAUUUUAUACCAGUUUCUUCUGUAUUAUACCAGUCAGUUGCAUUUAUACCAGUGUUAUUUAAUUAUGGCACCCCCUCGAGGUCUGUUGAAAGGAAAGAGAUUAAAUACUGUAUACUAAUUGUUUCACUUUAUUAUACCAGUUUAUUAAAUUUGUAACAGUUGCUUCUUCAAUUUUCCAUUCACCAUUUUGGAGUAAAUAAACUAACAGACACAAAGACAACUUUUAUUUUAUUAUACCAGUUUGUUGUAUUUAUACCGGUAUUAUUAAAUUACUCAAUUCUUCUGGUUUGGGAGAAAGAGUAAAAUUUUAAUUUUAUACCAGUCAUUUAUAUUAAUUUAUACCAGUUCAUUCCCCUGAUACCAUUCGCUUGUUCGAUUUCCCACUCUUUGGGGUUGAUAUGAAGUGAAAGUAACUCCUAAAUAUUUAUUAUACGAGUUUAUUGCACUUAUACCAAUUGCUGUUUUUUUGAUAUUUUCGAACACACUAAACUGGGAAAAUUACAAAAUUUGUAAACCCAAAACCGAAGAGCACCCUUUGGCUUUUCAGUUGUAAUAAAAAUAAGUUACAUUAAUACAUUUUUCCAAUUACUCUCAUUACUGCAACUACUGAAAAUGGCCGAAAAGAAUGAUUACGAUCCAUACGAGCACCGCGAAGUACCACAUCCGAUUAGCGAUUUCGGCGCUUUCGUGAAUAUCAUCAAAGCGGUACUGGGCACCGGAAUACUAGCAGCCCCCAUGGCCAACAGAAAUGCCGGUUAUUUGCCCGGCAUCAUAUGCACCAACAUAAUCGGCAUCUUCAUAAUACACUCGAAACUCAUACUGUUAUCGGGCAUGUACGAGCUGGCCAAGCGCAAGCAAGUGCCGCUGCUAACCUACGGCCAAGCGAUGCUGAUCGGUGUGACGGAGGGUCCACCGGCGCUGCGUUGGCUGCAAUAUUUAAUAAGCGGUAUUGUAAAUGUAAUGCUAUUCGCCAAUCACUUCGGCACUUGUUGUGUCUAUGUAGUGUUCAUCGCGAAUUGUUUGAAGGAUUUCGGUGAUUACUAUUGGGAAGAGCAUGACAAUCGCAUUUAUAUGGCAAUGGAAAUUGUGCCGUUAUGUCUGAUAUUCCUCAUACCCAACUUGAAAGCGCUGACCCCAUUUGUGCUUAUCGCGACUAUAUCUUUAAUUUUUGGCUUCGGCAUUCUAUUCUACUAUAUCUUCACGGAUAUGCGCCCGUUCUCCGAGAUGGCUGUGGUGCAGGACAUUUACUACUUUCCUUUUUUCUUUGGCGCCACCAUGUUCGCUAUGGAUUCGCCCGGCUUGAUUGUUUCCGUGGAGGCGAAUAUGAAAAAUCCCUUACAUUUUCGACGCAUCUGUGGCGUUUUUGUGCUAGCCAUGCUGUUCGUUAUUGUUUUCCAAAUCAUUUUCGGCUUCUUCGGCUACUGGAGUUAUGCCGAAGAUAUUGCCUCGACUAUUCUGCAAAAUAUACCCUAUCAUACUGCACCCGCCUCAGCGGCGCGCGUAAUUUUUGCAUUUUCUAUAUUCAUCUCGCAUCCGUUGCAGGGUUACGUGCCCUUCGAUGUGAUGUGGAACAAUUGGUUGAAAGCGAAGGUGGCUGAGGAGCAUCAAUUUGUGCUGGCGAUGCUUUUUCGCAUUUUUAUCGCCCUUUCUUCGGUGCUCAUCGCCGUCUCGUGCCCCUCAUUGACUGUCAUACUCUCGCUAGUUGGCGCUUUGUGCAUGUCGUUUCUGGGCUUAAUUUUGCCGGCUAUUCUGGAUAUUUGUGUGAAAUACGAAACCGGCUAUGGUCCCAUAAAAAUUUAUCUGCUGACGAGUUUGCUGGUGGCGUUUUUGGGCUUGGUCGGCGCUGUUAUUGGUACAUAUGUGUCCAUACAGGAGUGGAUCUUUACGUAUACCCGCGAAGAUCACAUGAUGAAGGCUUUAUAUUAUGGUGUUUUUAAUGAAAAAUAUACUGAGUUGAUUUAAAAUGUGAAAGUCGUUGCUUUGUGUUUUGACAUUUUAUGUGUGGGGCUGGUUUUUAGCAGUUGGA
This is a messenger RNA of Bactrocera dorsalis (oriental fruit fly), 2509 nucleotides long. Its product is annotated as proton-coupled amino acid transporter-like protein CG1139. The record is from RefSeq and is a predicted model, not a curated record. Gene Ontology annotation, cellular component: vacuolar membrane. The transcript is spliced from 9 exons. NCBI's taxonomy places the organism in Eukaryota, Metazoa, Arthropoda, Insecta, Diptera, Tephritidae. Gene Ontology annotation, biological process: amino acid transmembrane transport. Bases 1096 to 2445 code for a protein of 449 amino acids. Gene Ontology annotation, molecular function: amino acid transmembrane transporter activity.